Messenger RNA from Strigops habroptila (Kakapo), 2844 nucleotides. It is a transcript of the gene KLHL6, whose product is annotated as kelch like family member 6. Gene Ontology annotation, molecular function: protein binding. Gene Ontology annotation, biological process: B cell receptor signaling pathway; germinal center formation. The transcript has 7 exons. Bases 336 to 2165 code for a protein of 609 amino acids. NCBI's taxonomy places the organism in Eukaryota, Metazoa, Chordata, Aves, Psittaciformes, Psittacidae. The record is from RefSeq and is a predicted model, not a curated record.
CUACAACCAGCAGAUCCGGAUAACAGCCAGGGACUGGUUUGAGGGAGGGAAGCAGGCCUUCCCUGUCACUUGUAAUCUUCUCACAUCCAGAGGCAUCUUAAGUCCUUUCUAAACACGUUGAUACUGCCUGAAAUUCACUGAAAAAACACCAGCCUUUGUUUGUGUUAACAGGAUGAGAAAGUGCAAGGCUUCCUGUUAUGUGUGUGUGACAGCUAUAGAUAAGCAGAGACCUCUGGACAGGAAAUCCGCCCAACUUCUGCAGUGUGACUCGUCUGAAGCUUAGGAGCUCUUUUUAGAUUGAAGCACCAACAGAAUGAGACAGUGCUGGCCAGAAAAUGGGGGACACGCUGGAGAAGAGCUCUGAGGAGCCCGAAAUCUCUUUGGACAAUGAGUGUUCGAAGAAAAUGGGGGACCUGGUGGAAGUCUCGAGUGGUGAAAAGGUCAAGUUUGAUGAUACGGGUCUCUCCCUGGUGCUCCAGAAUGGCCUGGAGAACCUUCGGCUGGAAAAUUCCCUUACAGAUGUCAUCCUGUGCGUGGACAGCAGGGAAUUCUCCUGUCACCGAGUGGUCCUUGCGGCAGCAAGCAAUUAUUUCAGGGCCAUGUUCUGCAAUGAUUUAAGAGAGAAAUAUGAAGAAAAGAUCAUACUUAAAGGAGUUGACGCAGAAACCAUGAAUAUACUCUUGGACUACACCUACACCAGCAAGAUGCUCAUCACAAAGCAAAACGUACAGAAAGUCUUGGAAGCUGCCAGCCUCUUUCAGUUCCUUCGCAUGGUAGAUGCUUGUGCCAGUUUUCUCACAGAAGCCCUCCAGCCGGAGAACUGUGUUGGCAUCCUGAGGCUGGCUGAUGCCCACUCCCUGCACAGCCUGAAGCAGCAAGUGCAGAACUACAUUAUCCAGAACUUCACCCAGGUCCUGAACUACGAGGAGUUCCUGGAGCUGCCGGCUGACAUUCUCUGCAGCACGCUGAAGAGUGAUGACCUCUAUGUCACAGAAGAGGCCCAAGUGUUCGAAACUGUAAUGAACUGGGUUCGUUACAAGGAGUCAGAAAGGUUUCCUCUCCUGCCCUAUGUGCUGGAGAAUGUGCGGCUGCCCCUCUUGGACCCCUGGUAUUUCGUAGAGACUGUUGAAGCUGAUCAACUCAUCAGACAAUGUCCAGAUGUCUUUCCUUUACUCCAGGAAGCAAGAAUGUACCAUCUGUCAGGCAAUGAGAUUAUUACAGAAAGAACCAAGCCCAGGAUGCACGAGUUCCAGUCUGAGGUGUUUAUGAUCAUAGGGGGCUGUACAAAAGAUGAGAAGUUUGUAGCAGAAGUGACUUGCCUGGAUCCUUUGAGGCGAAGCCGCCUGGAAGUAGCCAAAUUACCAACCGCAGAGCAGGAGACGGAGAAUGAGACUAAGAAAUGGGUGGAGUUUGCAUGCAUUACGCUAAAAAAUGAAGUCUACAUAUCGGGUGGCAAAGAAACAAAACAUGAUGUCUGGAAAUACAACGCCUCCAUCAACAAAUGGAUACAAAUUGAGUAUCUAAAUAUUGGGCGAUGGAGGCAUAAAAUGGCUGUGUUGGGUGGCAAAGUCUAUGCCAUUGGUGGGUUCGAUGGCAUGCAGAGAAUCAACAGCAUGGAAGCAUAUGAUCCCUUUCAUAACUGCUGGUCAGAGGCUGCUCCCCUCAUGGUCAAUGUAAGCUCCUUUGCAGCAGCGAGCUACAAGAAGAAACUCUAUGUGAUUGGGGGAGGACCCAAUGGGAAGCUGGCGACAGACAAGACUCAGUGCUACGACCCUGCAACCAACACGUGGAGCCUGAAAGCUGCCAUGCCAGUAGAAGCCAAAUGCAUCAAUGCUGCAAGUUUUCGGGACCACAUUUAUGUUGUGGGUGGGGCAAUGAAAGCACUCUACUCCUACAGCCCCCAGGAGGACACAUGGUGCCUGGUCACUCAGUUCACCCAUGAGAGAGCCAGUUGUGGGAUUUCUCCUUGCAACAACAAGCUGUUUAUCACCGGGGGCCGAGACGAAAAGAACGAAGUCAUUGCGACAGUGCUAUGCUGGGACCCUGAAACUCAGAAGCUGACUGAGGAGUGUGUCCUGCCUCGGGGGGUGUCUCAUCACGGGAGUGUUACCCUCAGGAAGUCUUACACGCACCGUAGGAUUGUGCCCGGGGCAGUUUCUGUCUGACCACAGGAGAACUGCGAAGGAACCCAAUACCUCCGUGCCCCUGAGGCACAGACUGCAAUGAUGAUGGUUUUUAGCUGCAGGUAGCAAUGGGUGGAAAUAGUGCCGCUGGGGUCCUGUGGGGAGUAUGUGUAUAUGUGCUCAGUCCUUGCAUUUCCUCUGUACAGUAUAUCCUUAAAUUAUCUCCAUUCCUUCCCCCCACAGAAAAACAAAGUGACCAGCUGUAGUUUACUCCUGCCAACACAAUACCUCCAAUCAGGCAAUGAAAUGUGAUGUGUAGCUGGGAAAUUUAAUUCCCAGCUCUAUCUGUCCUGUGCUUGAACUGGCUCAGCCUGGUCCUGAAGUUUGUUCAACUAUUUAUUGUAUUAAGUUGGAUUUGCAGCACCUACUAGUGAAAAAGAGAAGAUGCUUUUGGAAUGAAAGAUUUGUAACUUCAAUGAAACGCACUGCAGUUUCCUCCAAAGCUGUGCUUUUUCCAGUGGUUGGCAUGUUAGUUUAAGUUAAAAAUGGUUUGUUUGUUUGGUUUUUCGUUUGUUUGCUUGAAGAUACUUUGUUAGUUUUUCAGUUCUGCGUGACCAAAACCAUCCAUCUCAGUUUGAAAAACCUUGCUACAGAUGAAUGCAAAUUUGGUUCCACUGAACAUUCAUUGUAGCUGUUUUCUAAUAAAGCAGACCAAAACAGA